GGGUGGCGCCAGCGGGGGGACCGGGGGCCAGGCCCGCCCCCGUUGGAAGGUCCCCGCCCCACCCCAUCGGGGAGAAAAACCACAAUUCGUCGGGGAGAGAAAAAAAAUUAUAUGUAUUUUGUACAUAUUAUUAGUCGUUGGUAGUUCAAAACUGAUUACUCCCGAUCGCAAUCAACAAACGCAUUCAGACCCCACCCGAUUCUACCUAAUAGAUCCGAUAAGUAUCAGUUUCGGUGAAAUCACAAUUCAUGAUGCCGUCACCAAACCUGAUUAGGUGAUUCUGAUCAGAUGAUUGCUGACUGGUGCUCUCGCCAAUAUAGAAGUGUAUUAGUAUUUGUCACCGAAACUGAUCACUUGGGUAGAAUCGGCUGUUCAGACCAACACAAAUUUCACAUUCUAGGACCUAGGCCUCCGGUGGAUAUGCCUAUGUUGACUGACCUCAGCCAAACAGUGCCUGUGGAAUUCGUUGGUUGUGGAUUCGUUGCGAUCAGGAGAAUCGGUUCAGUACAACAAAUCUUCUGAUCUUAAAUCAGUGUUUCAUCGACCUUUUCGCAUCUUUGAUGUCACUCUGUCUUUUUCUUGAUCCACACUUGAUGACUAGGCUCCCAGAAUCAAAUGUUGCAGCAGAAUUCAUUUGUAAGUUCUGGUCAAGCAAGUACAUAUUCUGGUCAACUACAUAUGGCUCAACAGCUAAUCUUGUGGUACUUACAUUUGAUCGUUACUUUGCCGUAAUAUAUCAUCUAAAAUACAAUAUAUUCAAGGAAAAGUUAAGGAUGAAAGUAUUACUAUUGCUGAUUCCCUGGAUAUGUGGGUUUGGGUUUAUCUUCAUGUGGCUAAUGGUACACACUGUGAAGAAUGGAGAAUGUAUCCAGAUAUGGCCAAGUGUUGGUUAUCAGAAAACGUUUGGUUUAUUGUGUGGUGUUUAUAUCCUUGUCAUUCCUAUCAGUGUAAUGCUGUUUGUUUACUUCAACAUUUUUCGCGCGCUCAGAAGACGAGUUGGAGAUGGUUCAUCUGCAGUGAGUGAUAACAGUGCGGCCAGACGGCUGAAUAUCAUUAAGACAAUGCUGAUAGUCGGUGUGACAUACGUUAUAUGUUGGACUCCAAACGAAAUGGUUUUUAUCAACUUUACAUUGGGUGGCGCGUUUUAUUUCAACGGACCAAGUUACUACAUCACAGUCGCAUUGGCUCUGUGUAACAUCUGUAUAAAUCCAAUAAUAUAUACGUUCAAGUAUCAAGACUUUCAAAAAGGUAUGCAAAAAACUGUACCAUGUUUUAAGCGUAUAUAUUCUCUGCCAUGUCUUAAGUCUGAAUCCAUAUCAAAUAAUGCUGUUCAACUUGGAACUGUGUCUACAAAUGUAGUGCCAUAAUUCUAAAUAUCUUGUUAGCAGGUGAAGGAGUCGCCACGUUCGCUGUGGAGACAUGAUAGCAUUUAAUCGCGUUUCCUAAGUUCCUUCUGCGUAUCCCCUGAUGACAGAACAACUUAAGAAAGAAAACUUCAUAGUACCAGCUAAUUGUUUAGUAACCACAGAUGCGUUUGUCCUACUUUGAUGCCUCCCAUAAUCUAUAAAAUCUAAUAAAAGGAAAACAAAUUGUGUCAUCAUGAUACAGUAUAUCUAACUGUUGUCAUCAUUAACAAAAAAUCAGAGACUUCUUUUUUUUUUAUCGUCAACCUAUCAUCUAGAAAUUACCUGUGUUGGAUUAAUUACGCUCACGUAGAGAAUGAAAAACAGAACUUUCAUUAGAAAACGUUAUCGUCACAAAUUAGGAGACAAGUGUAGACCGUUUAGAACAUUGUCUUCAAACAAUUUAAAAUACUCAAACCUGAUCUGUUUAAGAACCAUCAAUGGUAGCAUUGCAUGAAUUACAGCAAUCCAUACAAUUUGCUACGGGCCAAGACAAACAUUUUUAAAGUUCUUGGGUUUUCUGUAUACAGAAGUCUGCAACUCCCACUUGAUAAAUUCUCCUGUGAGAGUAACAUUUUGGUCUCACCACAGGUGUAAGGAAAACAAGCAUUUUACAGUUUAACAUAAUAGGACAAUGUAAUUUUACAGUCGGUAAUUUUUCGCUUGAAACUAUUAGUAACUUUCUUUUUUAUCUUGGAUCAAUAGUUACUAAUAACCACUCUCUGGUACCGUAGUAAACUAAACAUACUGAUGGGAAAGCGUCUACCACCCUUAGCCUGAUGUCUUUGUGUGCUUGGGAGGACAGAAAUACGUGGCUGUCAAGAUCAAAGUAUAUAUGGCGUGUGUCGUUAGUGUCCUUUUGUAUGGACCAGAAUCAUGGACAGCAAUAUGAUAGGCAAGAACAAAAACUAAAAGGCACCUCCGUUGCCUGUGGACUAUCUUGAAUAUCGGCUGGCACGACAGAGUAACAAAUAACAGCUUGAUAGGUGUGGCAUUCCUUCAAUGUUUAGCCUAUAUUAAUUCGACAGCAGAGACUACGAUGGCUAGGCCACACCAGGAGGAUGGAUGAUACAAAAAUCUUCAAGAAUCUAUUGUAUAGUAAACUUGCAAACGACAAAAGAUCCAAAUGGCGUCCUUUUUUGCGAUUUAAAGAUGUAUGCAAAAGAUAUACGAAGCCACAUAUGAAGACACGCCCCCCACAUGUUUUUUAAGGGAGCUGGUCUCCCACUUUUUGACCUCAAUGUACUUGCAUAGGUCAUGUAGAUGCCUGCCAAUUGUUGACAUGAACUGCAUAAAUGAAUCAGGUUUUAUCGAAAUAGCGCAACACUACCAACUCGUAUCUUGUAGAAAGAUAUCUCUGCCUACAAACAUCUGAAUCACCUAUAAUACACGACUCAAGUGUGCGUUCCUUUAUUAUAAUUUGAGAAAUAUGAGAAAAAGCGUGUAAUAAUAAGAUUUGUUUUCGGCAUAUUCACGUGGCUUUAAAGUAGGUAAAGUAAAGUAAAUACAUCAAAGGCAAUUUUUUUUUUAAGUUUUAUUUUUUAUUUUAUAUAUAAGAGUAUCAUUUCCGGUCAUCAAGAGGUAUUAUUUCCACAAAUGUUCACACCUCAGCCUCAACCAUAAUGACGCUGAGGUGGGUGUCUCGACUUUCGACUAUCCCCACCUUUCAAAACAGAUAAAAUAAAAUAUAUAACAAAACAAAUCCGAAGAAUUCACCGGCGUCAAAAGAUACCAGCAGGGAAUAUCAACUGCCUAGAAUUUUACCGGAAGCAGCAAUGGCACGCGGCGGCGAAAACAAAACUUCAACUGAGCAUUAACCAAAGUAAACUCACUCCACUGCUUGCCGCAACCACGCCCGCUAAAAAUCUCACUAAGCAAAAAAAAAUAAAAAAUAAAAAUUCUUCCAUUUGGUUUAUAUUGUUUUUAGAUUUGCAUUUUAAGAAUAAAUAUACUUUUCUAUUUUGUCUUUUGAUUUUACAAAAAAAAACUUAAUUAGGCUUUUCAUAAUAGGCUUUAGAUUUUUUCGACAUUGAAAAAAAAAAUAUGGUUUUACCAAUAUUGCCUAAGUAGUGUGAUUUAGAAAGCCAAAGAAAAUGUGUUGCCCCUGAAAGUGUUAAUAACAAUUGAAAUUACAGUUUAUAUAACGUUACAAAUCUGGCCACAAUUUAGAAACUAACAAACAAUCCCCAACAAAUGUUAAACUGUUUCAACCCCUCUACGGUAAUUUUACCGAUUAUUCUCUCAUUUUCUAAUCAACUUAAGAAACAUAUUCUUUAUACUGUGAAAUAUUUUUAUAAUGUAUUUUUUUUAAUUUUGAUUGAAAUGUACAUUUAUUUGCUACCUAAAAAAAAGUUUUUCCUCAAUUAAAUUAGGCCUAUCCAAAAAUGUUUUUGAAAUUGUCUUAAAGAUUUUUAUCUGUACUUUUUCUUUUCUUUCCCUUAAAAACAUAUAACUUUUAGUAUCUAAAACAACACGUAAUUGUAUCUCAAAUAAUUUGAUUUACGUGUGUGUAUUAAACAAUGUGGACAUACGACUAGAAGAAGAUAUUUAAUCACCGUGUAUACAUAGAAAGUUUGUAGGCUAGUAAA
Molecule: messenger RNA, 3991 nt
Organism: Anneissia japonica
Lineage: Eukaryota; Metazoa; Echinodermata; Crinoidea; Comatulida; Comatulidae
Product: histamine H2 receptor-like
Exons: 2
Coding region: 561-1367 (268 amino acids)
Biological process (GO): G protein-coupled receptor signaling pathway
Cellular component (GO): membrane
Molecular function (GO): G protein-coupled receptor activity
Source: RefSeq, a predicted model, not a curated record